ACGAUGAUGCACAGAGCACUCUCAAAAUGCCAGAUGCGCCCACAGCUUGGCGACCCCCUGGACUGUGCAUCCAGAAAAGCAGCACCUCAGGGUGGCAGGCUUUACGCUAGCUUGCUACAGGCGAGGACCUCUUCCCAGAGAGCCCUUAAGGGGGAGCGGAUGCACAGGCGGGUCGAAAGUCCAGCUGCCGUUCUCGGAGUGACCCACUUUUGAUGGGGAAGUUCCUGCACAUUCGCCUCCGCUGUCCCGGUCCUAGGCUUGUUCCUCAUCGCGACGUCUGGCCGCCGAGAGAGGGAAGCCAGCGGGCCUGGAUAGAGACCUGCGGAUCCGUGGGAAAGGAGGAAGGGAGACGCAACCCAGCGCAGGAAAAGAGUGGACUGGACGGCUCCGCCCGCCGGGGAAGGUCUGCUCGAAGGGCGACCGCGCCGUCGGGAAGCGGGCAACGUCGACCGAGAACCGAGUCCUGGUCACAGGCGAAGGAGGGGAGAUCGCUGCUGCGUCCUUGCGCGCGGACGCCGGGAGGGAUCCCUCUGAUGAUCUGACGGAUCCUUUGAGGGAGCCCGGCAGCAGGGCACCAAGGGGCCGGCUGCAUAGAUGCCCUACUGACAACCCGUGAGGUCUUCGUCUUCGUGGGAUGGAUCCUGCCCCCGGCUCGGACAUUGAUGGAGGGGGCGGCCGCGGCGAGGCGGAUGAGCUGGCCAACGCCGCUGCCCGGGGAGACCUGGAGACAUUGAGACGGCUGCUGGAUGGUGGGGCGGACCCCAACGCGGUGAAUCGCUUCGGCAGGGCCCCGAUCCAGGUUAUGAUGAUGGGGAACCCCGGGGUAGCUCAGUUGCUUCUGCAAAGAGGAGCGGAUCCCAACCGGCCCGACCCGUCCACGGGCACGUUCCCGGUCCACGACGCGGCCCGCGGGGGCUUCCUGGACACGCUGCGGGUCCUGCGCCGAGGGAGCGCUCGCUUCGACGUGCGGGACCGCUGGGGGCGCCGCCCGCUGGACUUGGCUGAAGAAAGUGGCCAGAGCCGGGUAGUCAGUUUCCUCCAGGAGGCAUCGGGCUGAAACUCUCUUGACUUGAGAUCCGGGAUGAAGUCAGAGGACCAAGGGGAGAGCACCCCACCCCGCCGCCGCCGGAGGAGGAGAAUCGCGGGUGCGUAAACUUAAGACCCUUUGACUUGGCUCUUGAACGCCACCCGCCAGAGACAAGCGAGAUGGAGCUACAAUUUCGGCACCAGCAUAAACUCUACGAUCCUGCUUCGUUUGAAAUGUGGCUUGUUAGAUGUUUACAUGCUUCCACUACGCAUGGAGAAUGGGUAUGUCGGUUCGUGGGACAGUGUCUCCUGGUCUCUCACCCAUGCCAGUCUCCCAUGUACAAUGAUGUUCCAAAAGGAAACUGAGACAAUAGUCCAGGGGUUGGGGAUUUAUGGCUCCCCAGAUUUUGCGGGAUGAAGAACUCCCAUUUAUCCUUGACCAUGAUUCCCCACAGUGGAUGGGGUUGGUGUGGCAGUGCUGGAUUUAGGGCAGUGUGGGCAGGCCACACGCACACACCCCACUCCACCCACAGGGCACUGAGCCAAGGGG
Messenger RNA from Podarcis muralis (Common wall lizard), 1576 nucleotides. RefSeq names its product cyclin dependent kinase inhibitor 2B (gene CDKN2B). Gene Ontology annotation, molecular function: cyclin-dependent protein serine/threonine kinase inhibitor activity; protein kinase binding. Lineage: Eukaryota; Metazoa; Chordata; Lepidosauria; Squamata; Lacertidae. Gene Ontology annotation, biological process: regulation of G1/S transition of mitotic cell cycle; negative regulation of cell population proliferation; regulation of cyclin-dependent protein serine/threonine kinase activity. The record is from RefSeq and is a predicted model, not a curated record. Gene Ontology annotation, cellular component: cytoplasm; nucleus.